Empidonax traillii (willow flycatcher) is the source of this 1710-nucleotide messenger RNA. Its product is annotated as leucine-rich repeat transmembrane protein FLRT1-like. The transcript is spliced from 2 exons. Bases 1 to 1710 code for a protein of 569 amino acids. Gene Ontology annotation, molecular function: protein binding. The record is from RefSeq and is a predicted model, not a curated record. NCBI's taxonomy places the organism in Eukaryota, Metazoa, Chordata, Aves, Passeriformes, Tyrannidae.
AUGGCCCCCCCUUUCCUUCCCCUCUUUCCCCUCCCUCCCCCACCCUGGGCGCCACGGGGGGGGCCAUCCCCGCCCCUGACCGCUGUCACCACCGUCGUCCUCAUCGCCAUCGCGGCUGUCGCAGCCUGUCCCGCCGUGUGUCGCUGUGCCGGCGGCCGCGUCUACUGCAAUGACCGGGGGCUGACAGCCGUGCCCGAGGGUCUCCCGCCCGGCGCCACCACCCUAUUCCUGCAGAACAACCGGAUCGGCGACGCGGGGAUCCCGGCGCGGCUGGGUCGGCUGCCGGCCCUGCGCGUGCUCUACCUGUACGCCAACGCUCUGGAGCAGCUGCCGGCACACCUGCCACCGGCACUGCGGGAGCUGCACUUGCAGGAGAAUAACGUGCGCGGGCUAUGCCGGCGGGCGCUGGCGCGGGCGCCGCUGCUCGAGCGCCUACACCUGGAUGACAACUCGGUGUCGGCAGCCGGCAUUGAGGAGGAUGCCUUCGCCGAGAACCGCCGCCUGCGCCUCCUCUUCCUCUCGCGCAACCACCUAAGCAGCGUGCCGGCCGGGCUGCCGCCAGCGCUGGAGGAGCUGCGCCUCGACGACAACCGCAUCCACACCAUCCCGCUGCGCGCCUUCGAGGGGCUGCCGGCAUUGCGGCGCCUGGUGCUGGACGGGAACCUGCUGGCCAACCAGCGCAUGGCCGAUGACACCUUCAGCCGCUUGGGCAACCUGAGCGAGCUCUCCCUGGGCCGCAACGCGCUUGCAGCCCCGCCGGCCAACUUGCCCCGUGCGCGGCUGCGCCGGCUCUCGCUGGCUGCCAAUGCCAUCAGCCACGUGCCGGCCGGCACACUGGCACGGAUGAGGGCACUGGAGCGACUGGACCUGUCGGACAACAACCUGACAACGCUGCCUCGGGGACUCUUUGAUGACCUGGGCAGCCUGAGCCACCUGGGGCUGCGCAAUAACCCCUGGUUCUGUGGCUGCAACCUGGCCUGGCUGCGGGACUGGCUGCGCCGCCGCGCGCCGCCGCGCCUCGAGGUGCGCGGGCUGCUGUGCCAGGCACCCGCGCGGCUGCGGGGGCUGCCGGUGGGCGAGCUGCAGGGGGAGAUGGACGCCUGCGAGACCCCUGCCGCGGGGGCUGGGGGGGCUUCCCCUGGCAUUGCAGCCGUGUCCCCAGGGGCCUCAAAUGGCGCUGUGGCCACCUCACCAGGAGCUGCAGCCACACCUGGGCUGUGGGUGCAGGCAGCACCAGGGGGGGCCCUGCGGGUGCGGUGGCCACCGGCCCCUCCCGGUGCAUCCCUGCGGCUGAGCUGGCUGCGGCCUGGGGGGGGUGCCGUGACCGAGACGCUGGUGCGGGGGGAGCGGGGGGAGUACGUUGUGCGGGCGCUGCAGCCCCGUGCCCCCUACCGUGUGUGCCUCGCGGCCCUUGAGCCCCCUACUGCCCCCCCACUCUGCACACAGGCCCGUGCUGGGGCCGGGGACCCCCCUCCUGGCUCCCCUGGUGCCCCGGCCGGGGACACCCCCACCAUGCUCCCCCCGGCUGCUGCUCUGGGGGCAUCAGCAGCAGCGGCUGCUGGGGUGAUUCUGGGGGUGCUGGGAGGGGACCACCUUGCCUCCACCUACGUGAUUCCCCUUGGCCUCCGGGAGGGUGGGGGGGAGAACGUGUGCAAGACCCCGCCCCCUGUGCAAGACCCGCCCCUCCCCCGAGACACGUUCGUCAGCUAG